AUGUCCUCGAUGAUCUUUAGCUUCUUCGUCGUCCUUUUGUCAAUCACCAGCUGUCUUGGAACCCCCCUAUCUACUUGGAAAUCUCAUCUUGAACGCCGUUUCAGCGGUCAUGCUACUUAUUUUGCUCCUGGCACCGGGGCUUGUGGCGACACCAAUUCCCAGAGUGAUUUCAUUGUUGCUAUGAAUCAAGCUCAAUACGAGGGCGGUUCGCCGUGUCAUAAGACCGUUUCGAUCAAGAAUGAGGCGACUGGAAAAACUGUGCAAGCAAAAGUAACAGAUGAAUGUCCUGGUUGUGGCUUCGGCUCUCUGGAUCUUUCACCUUCAGCGUUCCAGGCCAUAGGUAACAUGGAACAGGGUGUCUUGCCGAUUUCGUGGCAGUUUCAAUGA
Molecule: messenger RNA, 387 nt
Organism: Puccinia triticina
Lineage: Eukaryota; Fungi; Basidiomycota; Pucciniomycetes; Pucciniales; Pucciniaceae
Exons: 4
Coding region: 1-387 (128 amino acids)
Source: RefSeq, a predicted model, not a curated record